AUUUAUUAAAUUAUUAUUCAAAAUUUGUAUGAAUUCUUUAAGUGAUAUAGUGUGUCAUUCUGUGUUUCACAGAAGUUUUAAAAAUACCACAAUUAAGAUUAUAAAAAAGUAUAAUAAGUAACAAUUAUUAUGAAUCAAUACUUGAAAAUUUUGAAGAUAUAUAAGAUAACAUUUUAAAUUGAAAAGAAUAAUACAUCACAAUAAGGUGUUUCUUUAUCGACAUAAUUGUAAAAUAUAAGAGAAAAAAAACUAAUGUAAGUUACAUCAUUGUAUGUGUAAAACAAUUAAAAGGUUAUGUCAAACUGUAUAAUGAAAACCAAUGUAACGAAUUCUGGCAGGAAUCUUCGAAAUCAUGUAAAAGUAUGUUUUUAUAUAUUAAUACAUAAAGUAAGUUAAUACUUAAAAUAGACGUAAAAUGUUUGUAUACCGAAUUCAUAAUGAUAAUACAGUGAAUUCAAAGAUUUUUCGCAUCAAAAACUAUUCGUGUGUGCAGCGUCCGCCAUUUUGCUUCCCUUACAUCUGACAUGUCUUUCUAAUGUUAUUAUCGAUGAAUGCUGAAAUUUGUGCGUGAAUCUUCGAUCUUGUUGAAGUAUAUUUUGUAAGAAAAAGGUCGAAUUGUUCCUGAUUGGACAACAACCUCCAUUACUGUUGAGAGUAACAUCCAUUAUCCCAACCUCGGUAAACUAAUGAAACGAGUCCAUAAAGGGAAUUUCGUGAGCGUAUUUGUGAAUAGUUUAUCUUUGUUAAGGAGUGCAAAUACGCGACAAGACUCAUCUGAUAAGUUUUUCUAACUGUAUUGUCAAAACUUGAUUGCAAUAUUUUGCUGAGUGUCUUAUUGUCUAUAUAAGGAGUGUACAUAACCAAACAGUGUUGAUAUCCAACAUCAUGUACUCAUGUCAACAUUGGAGAUAAAGUGCUUAAUAAUAUGGCUUUGUCUUGUCCAAGAUUAUCAGAACUCUUAGAAUCAAUAUCCAAUAAUUUGAUGUUCUAUGCGAUACAAUCGCUCAAAGAUGUGUAGAAUAUGUUAUAUGUGAAUUGCUAUGCGAGGCAAGGAUUGUUUUUAUCCUGAUCUAGCCAUGGACUAAGUUCACGCUUACUGCUUGAACCAGGAGAGUGUAGUAAUUAUCUUGUAUGCAUUAUGUACAGCAAUGCAAAUCUAAACUUAGAGUGAUAAAUAGCUUUAAUUGAUCUAUACAUUAUUGACUGCUAAAGUAUUAUUUGCACUUUUAGGGCAUAGAAUAAAUUUUAUUGUCAUUUAAAUAUACAAAGUUUUUGUAAGGAUCAACUACAAAAUUUGAUACUAAGUAAUAAGUAAAUAAUUUUAAUCUUUUUAUUCAAACAUAGUCCAUGACAAAACAAAGUUUUGUACAUAAAAAGAUGUAAAUAAGAUAGCUGGGUGUAUAUCAAUGUUAAUAAUAUAAAUAGUGCUCAUGACUAUUUUAUAAUUUAUUAUACUUUUUAAAAAGAAAAUUCAUUUUGUUAGUUAUCUUAAUGGACAUAUAAACACUGAUGUGUCCGAGGCAAAUACAAAAACUAAACUGUGAUAUAAUACAAUAAAAAUAACUUUUUAUUUUUUUAUUCUCAGUAUUAUGAAUUAAAAAAUAUCACUGUAUGGACUUGGAUCUAGGCAUAUGGCGGUGAACUAAGUUUUAUCUAGAUAGGAAGUUGAUUUGGAGAGUUUGAGAAUGCAGGUGGAACAGGAUACAAGGAAAGCGAUAAUCAAUGAAGGUCUCUAUGUCCGAAAACUCAAACAUGGACAGUAAAUUGAAGUUUUCGGAUCGCUUGAAGGCUUUGUUAAAAACUGAAGCUCGUCAAGAUGUCGAUCCAUACAUUUUUUGUGAGCCAGAACCAUUUACUACUACAGCAAGAAAAAAUGUUACAGUAGUUUCAUCCAAAAAUUCUAAAGUAAUGCAAAAUUGUAAAAAUAGUAAACCUAAAGGAAAAUGUAUUAAGCAAAGAAUAAGGAUAACAUCUAUACCAGAUGGGGAAUACAAACCUGUACAAGAUCAUGCUGUAGAGUUAGAUAUUGACAAUAGUGUCGGUGGUGGUGGCAGUGGUAGUGGUGACGGUGAAAAUAUAGAUUAUAAAUUUGCAAAAGCACUUCAUCAUAAACAACGUCACAUUGAAAAUUUACAAAGAUUAAGAUGUAGAAGGCAAAGGCGGGACCAUACUCUAUUGUAUUAUCCUAGAGCUGGUGAUGAAAUAUCAGAUAGCGAUUCAAGUGGAGAUGAAAUGACAAUUUAUCAACAUUAUUGGUUCUCUGGAGAAAUCAGUUCAACGUUAAAUCGUUCGGCACGUCUUUCUCAAUUACGCUCUCAAUUGAGAAGGCGAUUAAUUCAGUUACAUAAAAGUGGAACAGACUCUGAAGCCUUAUUACGUGAUAGAGCUAGAUGUUUGUUGGAAGCUGCCUAUAAAGAUCCUGCGUCUACAGCAAGAGCUUUAAGCGGUUCUCCAAGUACGAGUAAAGUGGUGGAUGGGCCACUUUUAGUUGGUGGACUUUGCGGAGCUGAAGGAUGUCAACAAAUAUCUUUGCCCUGCACUCGCCAUUGUUCUCGUCACAUUAUGUUGAACGGAGAUCAACUUUUGUUUGAACAUUGCACUGCCAAAUUUAGUGAUAAUACACAGUGUUGUAUUCCUGUGUUUGAUGUUGCACAUGAAUUACCUCUUUGUCCAGAGCAUGCUAGGAAAAGGGAUAACUAUCAUCGUAAAGCUCAAGAGUCUAAACCAAAGAAAGCUCGUAAAAAACCAACAUCCCCAACAAUUUCCAGGCCUAAACCAAAAUCUAGGCCAAAGAAACGGAAACGGCCUCCUACAAAUAAACUUGAGAAUAAAGGUCCUACAUUGGUACACGAGGAGAGUCAAUAUUUGAAUCAAAUAAACUCUAGUGAAAAUCAGACAAAAACUUUAAACAAUUUAAAUACCAUAGCACAAGGAAGUUCAAAUACUUCUAAUUUAAAUUUAGGACUAGGCCUUGGCCUUGGUGGAGGAGGGCUUAAAGUAGAUCUGGGAGAUCAUGAAGUGUUUCCUUCUUUGGAUUCUGCAGAGCAUGAUUUUGGCAAUGUGCUCAAUAAUUUACCUCCUGAUGCUUUUAAUGAUUUGUUCAUUGAGGGUAGAAAUGAGUAUGAACCAUCGAGAGAAGAGGAGGAAGAAUUGGAACGAGCGUUGGAGGCAGUAGAUAAGGACGUACGAAAUUUGGAAAGGAUGGGGCAAACACAUGGACUUUUAGAGCCAGCCUUAUUGGCUCAACUUAUGUCAGAUAUUGCAUCGUAGCCCCGCCUAUUUUAAUAAUAUAUUAAUUUGGAAAAAAAACGAAUUCGCGGUGUGUUCCUUAUAAUAUAGAAAAAGAAAUACUGUUUGUGUCUGUGCUGCUAAGUGUAAGAUUGUGUUACUGACUUUCGUUAGAUAACUAUACAAAUCCAAGAUGAUGGCAGGGAUUGACAUAUAAACCGAAUGUUGAAAAAAAUAGUAACUACUAUUAAUUUAGUAUAAACUUCAUUGGUACAAUAUCAUAACGCAAUUAGAUUCAUAUAGAAAAAAAAAAAUCGUAUUUCUUGUAAAUGCUAAAAAAUUUCAUUCUUGCUAAAAACUAAUCAUAAGUGGAUCACAAUCUCAUCUUAUCUUUUAUACUAUAUAUUUACAAUUCACUUGCAAAUUACUUUGAGUAUGUUCUAAAAAUUUAGUUACAUUCUUGUAGUUACAAUAGUAUGGCAAUAAAUAUUUUUUAAUGAUGGAAAGUAUAAAAACGAUGAAAAGAAAAUCAAUCUUAUAGAACAAUUUUGACAUACUUGGAUUUUUCAGGGUAUAAAGACUCAUUUUUAUUUAUUUAUUACUUUAUUCAAUUCCGAUAUUAUUUUCAUUAACAGUAAUAUUUUUUGUUCUCGAGUACCCUGUUGUAUCUACAGAAUAUAUUCAUAAAUAGUUUGGAAACAUAAUCAAGUGCUUAUAUAUACAGCUUUUUUAGGUUGUAUAUAAAUAAAAUUAUAAAUUUUUGUUGAUUUUUUUAAAGCAAAUGAUUAAGUAUGAUUGCUAUGUUUGUUGCAUGUUUCAAUAAGAAUAUACUUAAUUUUCAUUUAAACAGAAGUUGAAACUAUUUUAACAAGUUAUUUUCUAUUAAAAAAAAAACUAUUCUUAAUACAAUUGCAUGAACACAUGACUGAAUUUAAAAGAAAUUACAUACAUACGUACAUACAUAGUCAUUCAUUUUCAUCUGCUGUAAUAAUAUAUGCAAAUAAUCACAAAUAAUCUUAUUGUCAUACAUAAUCAUAAUCAUUAUCAUUCUUUUCAUUUUGUAUUAUAAUCGUGUAGACAGGAGUUCAGUAAUAGAUAAUUGUAACAUAUAAUUAAAGAUUCAGAUUAAUAAGAAGUGCCGAAAUAGUUUCAUUUUUGAUAUCUUUAGUAACUGUAAUACAUUUAAAUUUCUUUUGCAGCCUAUAAAAAAAGAUGACAUGCUGUGUAUUAUUUCAUUUUUUCAUUUUUUGAGAUAAUGGUAUUUAAAACAAAAAUGUUAAGAUUAGACAAAUAUUAACGAGGCACAGAUUUUGAGAGUAAAACUAGAUUGUUCUUACUAAUUGUAUGUACAUGAUUAAAUCAUUUACUGCCAUUUGACAUUUAAAAUAUUGCAACAUAGUUAUAGCGCUGGAACUAGUAUUAUGUGUGUACAUGUAACAUUUUAAAAUGUGCAUAUAAUACAAAUUAUCAUAAUUUUAAUACAUAUCGUAAUUGAAGUCAAAUGAAAAAAAAAAGUACGUUGAAUCAUUUUAUAGAUUAUAAAUAUGUAUGUACAAGAAACAAGAAACAAGAAACACAUCUCGUUAAAGGAACACCAAGAUUGUAUAGGUUUUUGUGAAAUCUAGUUUUUAUUAUCAAAAUUUUUGUGCCAAAUAUAAUUGAUGAGGUAUUCAUUUUUGUACCUUAUGCAUAUGUGUCAGAAUGAUAGGUUGCAAAGAAGUACAUCUUGAAUAAUGAAUGUUUUAGCUAAAUGUAAACCAUCUCAAAUGGACAGUAAAUUUGCCACUUGUAUAUGGAAAGAAAAACAAUAUAAUUUACAAUUUAACCCAUAUUGGGAUUAAAUUAAUAUUGUUAUUAUAUAUAAUGGUAGUAAGUAGGUACAUUAAUUAUUUAUCUAAGGACAAUGCAGAAUUUAAUUAUAAAACAAAUGCAUUGCUUCAAUUGUAUCUAUAUGUGUAUCUCCUUGUAAAAUAUCAGCAUUAGUGCGCAUUAUUAGGCAUUAUCAAUUAUAAUAAGCAUAUUUUUUA
Messenger RNA from Osmia bicornis bicornis, 5255 nucleotides. RefSeq names its product INO80 complex subunit D. NCBI's taxonomy places the organism in Eukaryota, Metazoa, Arthropoda, Insecta, Hymenoptera, Megachilidae. The record is from RefSeq and is a predicted model, not a curated record. Gene Ontology annotation, cellular component: nucleus.